UUGAUGUUGGUGUCUCAUUAUCUGACUGACUACCAUGAAGGUAAAUUUAUCUUGAUUUCAGUAGCUCUACUCUGAGUACACUUAGUUAUUUGAGUCACAGAUAUAUUAAUUAUCAUAUAUUUUUUCCACUCUUCUUUGGCUUCCUAAACAGAGUCACACUUGCUAUCUUCAGAGUGACCAUGGCCAACCUGACCUCGAUGAGUGGAUUCCUCCUCAUGGGGUUUUCUGAUGACCAUAAGCUUCAGAUUUUACAUGCGCUGCUGUUUUUGGUGAUAUAUCUAUUGGCCUUGACAGGCAACCUCCUCAUUAUCAUCAUCACUACCUUGGACCAUCACCUCCAUUCCCCCAUGUAUUACUUCUUGAAGCACCUCUCUCUUCUGGACCUCUGUUUCAUCUCUGUCACAGUCCCCCAGUCCAUUGCAAAUUCACUUAUGAACAAUGGCUACAUUUCUCUCGGUCAAUGCAUUCUUCAGGUUUUCUUCUUCAUAGCUCUGGCCUCAUCAGAAGUGGCCAUCCUCACAGUGAUGUCUUAUGACCGGUACGUAGCCAUCUGUCAACCACUGCAAUAUGAAACCAUCAUGGACCCCUGGGCCUGUAGGCAAGCCGUGAUAGCUGUGUGGGUUACUGGGGGCCUCUCUGGGCUGACACACACAGCAAUUAACUUCUCUGUCCCUCUCUGCGGGGACAGAGUCAUUCACCAAUUCUUCUGUCAUGUUCCUCAGAUGCUGAAACUAGCUUGUUCUUAUGAAUUCAUUAAUGAAAUUGCAGUGGCUGCAUUCACGACCUCGACAGCCUUUUUCUGUUUGAUCUCUAUUCUGCUUUCCUACACGCGUAUCUUCUCCGCAGUGCUGCGGAUCCCGUCAGCCCAGGGCCGGACUAAGGUCUUUUCUACCUGCCUACCACACCUACUUGUAGUCACUUUCUUUCUCUCAGCUGCGGGCUUUGAGUUUCUAAGGCCACCUUCUGAUUCUCAAUCAGCUAUGGACUUCAUGUUCUCCAUAUUCUAUACUGUGGUACCUCCGACCCUCAAUCCCGUUAUCUAUAGUUUACGGAAUAAAGCCAUGAAGGCAGCGCUGAGGAAGGUACUGUCGAAAGAAGAAUUUGCUCAGAGAAAGAAGUACUUUAAAGCCAUUUUUCAACUCUGAAGGACCAUACGAGAAAAGCAUUGUUAUUAUGGUUCAUAUUGUAAGAGGAAUAAAUCUGACUCCUUCCCAGACCAGAACUCCCUUCCAACCUUUCUAUUCUUUAUAUUCUCCUCGAAAUACAAUUCUUCAAAAUUUAAGAUGUUAUGCUUCUGAGGACAUUGGCCUUGUUCCCAUCAGUUCAAUUGUAUUUUUAGGCAUAUUUUGAGAAUUUUUCUGAACUAAAAGGGAAAAGGCAAUCAGUUUGGGAUUUGACAAUUAUAACUUAAAGUUGGCUUUUAACAAAUCGACUCCAGACUGCUGUCAAGUGAUCUGAUUGUGUUUACGAGAUAGUAUAUCACGGUGUAUGUAUGUGAUUUCCAGUUCACCUCCAAGUUUCCUAUGUGCAUUAAGUACCCAUAUUAAUUUUUCCUUGCUAUUAUGUAUUAUAAUAGUUUUCCCCACAGCAGUUUAUUCAGUCUCUAAUAAAUGUCCACAUUUUUUCUUUUAGCUCUACAUACAAUUCUUCUAGCUAUGCCAUAUCAUCCCACUUCUAUCAAUUGAGACACUAAAUUUAGGAGAGAUUAAUUUUCUUGAGAUUUCUCAAAUAAAAAGUAGUAAAUAUAUGGAGUUCCCAUUGUGGCUCAGUGGUUAAAUCACCCAACUAAC
Molecule: messenger RNA, 1790 nt
Organism: Sus scrofa (pig)
Lineage: Eukaryota; Metazoa; Chordata; Mammalia; Artiodactyla; Suidae
Product: olfactory receptor 14J1-like
Biological process (GO): G protein-coupled receptor signaling pathway
Cellular component (GO): membrane
Molecular function (GO): olfactory receptor activity; G protein-coupled receptor activity
Source: RefSeq, a predicted model, not a curated record